AGCCUUGUGUUCUAGUUGAGGAAAAUAAAGAUGACACAGGGCAUCUGAGAGGCAGCUGGAAGGCCAGGGGAAGGUUUUAUGGUAAAUAGGAUUACAGGAAAAGCUGGAUAUAGAUGGGUCAUUUAUUCUUUGUUUAAGGACCAAUCAGUCCAUGUCCUUGCUAAUGGCUCUGCCAUUUUUCUGUGUGUUAAUCCAGGAGGAAUUUUGUUGUCAGAGAAUAAAAGGACGUUGUCCAUAAUUGACAUUAAGCAGCAAACAGUAAAACACUGAGCUCUUCAGCUCCACCUUUCUUGCUCUGAGUAUUGGAAAACCAAGAAGGUUUUGAUGUUUUGUGUGGCGCCACCUGAAUUAGAAACCAAGAUGAACAUAACCAAAGGAGGUCUGGUGUUGUUUUCAGCAAAUUCUAAUUCAUCGUGUAUGGAGCUUUCAAAGAAAAUUGCUGAGCGGCUGGGGGUAGAGAUGGGCAAAGUGCAGGUUUACCAGGAACCUAACAGAGAAACAAGAGUACAAAUUCAAGAGUCUGUGAGGGGAAAAGAUGUUUUCAUCAUCCAAACCGUUUCAAAGGAUGUGAACACGACCAUCAUGGAGCUCCUGAUCAUGGUGUAUGCGUGUAAGACCUCUUGUGCCAAGAGCAUCAUCGGCGUGAUCCCCUACUUUCCUUACAGCAAACAGUGCAAGAUGAGGAAAAGAGGCUCCAUUGUCUCUAAAUUGCUGGCCUCCAUGAUGUGCAAAGCUGGUCUAACUCAUCUUAUUACUAUGGAUUUACACCAGAAGGAAAUUCAGGGCUUCUUCAAUAUUCCUGUUGACAAUUUAAGAGCAUCUCCCUUCUUAUUACAGUAUAUUCAAGAAGAGAUCCCAGAUUAUAGGAAUGCAGUCAUCGUGGCCAAGUCUCCAGCCUCAGCUAAGAGGGCACAGUCUUUUGCUGAGCGCCUGCGCCUGGGAAUCGCCGUGAUUCACGGAGAAGCACAGGAUGCAGAGUCCGACUUGGUGGACGGACGCCAUUCCCCGCCCAUGGUCAGGAGUGUGGCUGCCAUCCACCCCAGCCUGGAGAUCCCCAUGCUGAUUCCUAAAGAAAAGCCCCCAAUCACAGUUGUUGGUGAUGUUGGAGGAAGGAUUGCCAUCAUUGUGGAUGACAUCAUCGACGACGUUGACAGCUUUCUCGCUGCAGCAGAGACCCUGAAGGAAAGAGGUGCAUAUAAGAUCUUCGUGAUGGCGACUCAUGGCUUGCUGUCUUCCGACGCCCCCCGGCUGAUUGAGGAGUCUGCCAUCGAUGAGGUGGUGGUCACCAACACAAUUCCACACGAAAUCCAGAAACUCCAGUGCCCCAAGAUUAAAACUGUGGAUAUCAGCAUGAUCCUUUCAGAAGCAAUCCGUCGGAUUCACAACGGGGAGUCCAUGUCCUACCUUUUCAGAAACAUAGGUUUGGAUGACUGAAAGCUGUCCAUUUUUCCAACUCCGAGGGCCAAACUGGAAACGCAAGAACGAUGCUGUGUGGGCUCGUGCUCGGUGGCGUCUGCCACAGGAGCCGCCCUGUUCCGCCCCUCCCUGUCCCCGUACCCUCUCUUCUUGCUGAUUCCUAUGAAGACAGACCAACUUUUUAUGUCAGUUCAGUUGUGUGUGCGUUUGGGGGCAAUUUUUAUAAAAGAAAUGCUUUAUUCUCCUCUUAAAUAAAAUAAGAUCUGGUUGUUUUAGUUUAACUAUUUAAGAAAUAGAAUAAGAUUUUUAAGCUCACAACCUUUUUCCAAAGUUGCUUGAGCCAAAUGCUUAAAAAAGUUAAUAAAAUAAAAUGGCCUACUAUAUGGUACCUGCAGUUGAGAGGCCAGAAAGCUUAUACUGUUGAAUCCAAGUAAAUGACGGUUUUAGAAAUGCUUUUAUAGACAAGCCUAUGGAAUAUGUCAUGGUAUUUAUUUUCUGCAACUAAAGAAGGAAUAAAAACUUGUGUUUGUGUGUGUUUUUUAAAACUUUGUGUUUUGGCAACCGUUUUAUAACUAAAAUAAAAUGAAAGCUGAAU
This is a messenger RNA of Lemur catta (Ring-tailed lemur), 2011 nucleotides long. RefSeq names its product phosphoribosyl pyrophosphate synthetase associated protein 2 (gene PRPSAP2). Gene Ontology annotation, cellular component: cytoplasm; ribose phosphate diphosphokinase complex. Gene Ontology annotation, molecular function: magnesium ion binding; ribose phosphate diphosphokinase activity. The record is from RefSeq and is a predicted model, not a curated record. Gene Ontology annotation, biological process: 5-phosphoribose 1-diphosphate biosynthetic process; purine nucleotide biosynthetic process. Bases 325 to 1434 code for a protein of 369 amino acids. The transcript is spliced from 11 exons. Lineage: Eukaryota; Metazoa; Chordata; Mammalia; Primates; Lemuridae.